CUUGACGUGGCUCCGCCGCCAUAUUGUUUUGCUUCGUUGUCACCGGAGCGGCGGGACUCACGGAUUUACGCUUUACGGUCAGACCCGGACUGAUUUGGACCAGAAGAACCCCCGGACUCAUCUGCACCAGACGGACCCCCCAGCUCCACCUGGACCAGAGGGAUCCCGAGAUUCACCUGGACCAGAGGGAUCCCGACAUUCACCUGGACCAGAGGGAUCCCCAGCUUCAUCUGGACUAGAGGGACCUCAUCUGUCAGCCUCAGGCGUCCCGUCUCCCUGCGUUGCCAUGACGACCUUCCCAGAGUACAUCGCCCAGAGCGAGGACCGGGACGGGGUCCGUCUCAGCUGGAAUGUCUGGCCGUCCUCCCGGUUGGAGGCGACCCGGAUGGUGGUGCCGGUGGCAGCGCUGUUCACCCCCCUGAAGGAGAGGACGGACCUCCCCCCGAUCCAGUACGAACCGGUCCUCUGCAGCCGGGCCACCUGCAGAGCUGUCCUCAACCCACUGUGCCAGGUGGACUACCGAGCCAAGCUGUGGGCCUGUAACUUCUGCUACCAGAGGAACCAGUUUCCUCCGUCCUACGCCGGGAUCUCUGAGGUCAACCAACCAGCUGAGCUACUGCCUCAGUUCUCCACCAUCGAGUAUGUGGUCCAGCGGGGCCCUCAGAUGCCGCUCGUCUUCCUGUACGUGGUGGACACCUGCAUGGAGGACGAGGACCUGCAGGCCUUGAAGGAGUCUCUGCAGAUGUCCCUGUCUCUGCUGCCCCCCACUGCUCUGGUGGGACUCAUCACCUUUGGACGCAUGGUCCAGGUCCACGAGCUGGGCUGCGAAGGGAUCUCCAAGAGCUACGUCUUCAGGGGGACCAAGGACCUGAACGCCAAGCAGCUGCAGGAGAUGCUGGGUCUGACCAAACCGUCAGCGGCUCAGGGACGAGGACCUCAACCCACUCAGCAGCCGCUGUCAAACAGGUUCCUUCAGCCGGUGCAGAAGAUCGACAUGAACCUGACCGACCUGUUGGGGGAGCUGCAGCGUGACCCCUGGCCGGUCACCCAGGGCAAACGGCCGCUGCGCUCGCUGGGCGUGGCCAUGUCCAUCGCUGUGGGCCUGCUUGAGUGCACCUUCCCCAACACCGGCGCUCGGAUCAUGACGUUCAUCGGUGGCCCGGCGACGCAGGGGCCCGGCAUGGUGGUGGGGGACGAGCUGAAGACCCCGAUUAGGUCCUGGCAUGACAUCGAGAAGGACAACGCCAAGUUCAUGAAGAAAGCCACUAAACAUUACGAGUCUCUGGCCAGCAGGGCGUCCUCUAAUGGACACAUCAUGGACAUCUAUGCCUGCGCUCUGGACCAGACCGGCCUCCUGGAGAUGAAGUGCUGCGCUAACCACACCGGAGGCUUCAUGGUGAUGGCCGACUCCUUCAACACGUCCCUGUUCAAACAGACCUUCCAGAGAGUCUUCACCAAAGACGUCCAGGGCUCCUUUAAGAUGGCUUUCGCCGCUACGCUGGAGGUCAAGACGUCCAGAGAGAUCAAGGUUUCAGGAGCCAUCGGUCCCUGUGUGUCUCUCAACGCCAAAGGACCCUGUGUCUCUGAAAAUGAGAUUGGAACUGGAGGAACCUGCCAGUGGAAGAUCUGUGGUCUGGAUCCAAACACCACGUUGGCUCUUUUCUUUGAGGUCGUGAACCAGCACAACGCUCCGAUCCCUCAGGGCGGCCGGGGGGCGAUUCAGUUCGUCACCCAGUACCAACACUCAUCAGGACAGAGACGCAUCAGAGUCACCACCACGGCCAGGAACUGGGCUGACGCUCAGACUCAAAUCCAGAACAUCGCGGCGUCCUUUGACCAGGAGGCGGCGGCCAUCUUGAUGGCGAGGUUGGCGGUGUAUCGGGCGGAGACGGAGGAGGGACCGGACGUCCUCAGGUGGUUGGACAGACAGCUGAUCAGACUGUGUCAGAAGUUUGGAGAUUACCACAAAGACGACCCAAACUCCUUCAGGUUCUCUGAGACCUUCUCCCUCUAUCCCCAGUUCAUGUUCCACCUGCGUCGCUCUCCCUUCCUACAAGUGUUCAACAACAGUCCAGAUGAGAGUUCCUACUACAGACAUCACUUCAACCGCCAGGACCUGACGCAGGCCCUCAUCAUGAUCCAACCUGUUCUUUACGCAUACUCCUUCAACGGGCCGCCAGAGCCCGUCCUGUUGGACAGCAGCAGCAUCCUUCCAGAUCGUAUCCUGUUGAUGGACACCUUCUUCCAGAUCCUCAUCUACCACGGAGAGACCGUGGCUCAGUGGAGGAAGGCUGGUUACCAGGAGAUGCCCGAGUAUGAGAACUUCCGACACCUCCUCCAGGCUCCGGUGGACGACGCCCAGGAGCUGCUGCAUACUCGCUUCCCGAUGCCCAGAUACAUCGACACGGAGCACGGUGGCAGCCAGGCCCGUUUCCUGCUUUCCAAAGUCAACCCCUCCCAGACCCACAACAACAUGUACGGCUGGGGGCAGGAAUCUGGAGCUCCCAUCCUGACGGACGACGUCAGCCUGCAGGUGUUCAUGGACCACCUGAAGAAACUCGCCGUGUCCAGCGCCGCCUGACUCCCCCUGACCCGACUCCACCCGACUGCAUCAUGUUUGUUUGCAUCUGCUGCCUGACAUUUGCAUUGGUUUCCAUGGCAACCCACACAGCCGUGGUGUCGGCCAAUCAGCAACUGGUUUACAGACGGCCACUAGUUAAAGACAAAGCCUCGUGAACAAUAAAAUAAAAAAACAGUGUUCAAAAUAACUCCCUCUGUGAUGUAAUGAAGAGCAGCAACUGUCCUCUACACCUGAAACUGAAAACAGUACCCACAAUCCUCUCUGCUCCACCCUGUCAUGCUGGGCGUCAUUAGAAACUAGAGAAGCUACACGGCGCUAACCAGCUAGCCUCAUGCUAACGGAGAAAACACGCAGACUAACUUUGAAUUUUCAGUCAUUGUAGAAUGUGAUGAUGUCCAGGAGAAAUAAAAUGUCCAAAGGUUGAAUUGUGUG
This is a messenger RNA of Mugil cephalus (flathead mullet), 3013 nucleotides long. It is a transcript of the gene sec23a, whose product is annotated as Sec23 homolog A, coat complex II component. Gene Ontology annotation, molecular function: GTPase activator activity; zinc ion binding. The record is from RefSeq and is a predicted model, not a curated record. The transcript is spliced from 20 exons. Gene Ontology annotation, cellular component: endoplasmic reticulum exit site; COPII vesicle coat. Gene Ontology annotation, biological process: COPII-coated vesicle budding; endoplasmic reticulum to Golgi vesicle-mediated transport; intracellular protein transport. The coding region runs from base 287 to 2581 and encodes 764 amino acids. Lineage: Eukaryota; Metazoa; Chordata; Actinopteri; Mugiliformes; Mugilidae.